AUGAUGGAGCUCCUCGAGGACGCCACGGAGCUCGCGGAGGCGGUCGCGCGCGCAGAGGAUCUCGAGCUCGAGGCGGAGGAACUGCGAACGUUAAACGACGCGCUCGCGACCGCGGCGGAGGAGGUGGCCGCGUUGGCGCGCGCCGGCGCCGGCGCCGGCGACGCCGCGGAAGAGCUCCGAGCGCUGAAGACGGAGGCGGCCGCCGCGAAGAGCGCGCUCGCGGUCGCGGAGACGCGCGCGAAGGAGAACAAAAACGCGCUCCUCGCGAAGAUUCGCGCGCUCGAAGUCGACCUCGCGGAGGCGGAGGGCGGACUCGCGCACGGCGCCGCCGACGGCGCCGCGGGCGAGGAGUUCGCGACGGCGAAGAGGACGAUCGAGACGCUCACCGCGCUCGCGGCGGAGCGCGCGGAGAAGCUGGCGGCGGCGGAAGCCGCGGCGGCGGCGGCCGCGUCUGAGGCGGAUCAGCUCAAGCGCCAGCUGUCCAAGUUUGCCAACAUCGGCGCGACGCCGCCGCCGCUGCCGAUGAUGAAGGACCUGAAGCGCGUGAGAGAGCUCGAGGCGAUGAUGGCGGAGAUGUUGACCCCCGAGGAAGCGCACGAGUUGGAGUCCAAGAUUCGAGCCUUGGAGGCGACGGUUGCGGAGAUGGCGGACGUCGAGGAGCUGGACGCCGCGGAGGGGGCGAGGGACACGCUGCUGUCCCGCGUCCGCGAGUUGGAGAUCAUGAUCGCGGACAUGGUUGACGUGAGCGAGCUCGAGGGCGCGGAAGCGAGGGCGAAGGCGCUCGAGGCGGAGGCGGACGCGAUGGAGGCGAAGGCGGAGGCGUUCAGGAAAAAGAUUCGCGCGCUCGAGUCGACGAUGAAAGGGAAGGUGCGGACGUUGGAGCUCGAGAUGGCGGAGAUGUCGUACGACGACGAGGUCGGCGAGGUCGCGCCGCCGCCGUCGGACCCGCGGAAGCGCGGCGGGGCGUUCACGAUGCGGAAGUUUAACUUCAACGAGGGCAAGAAAGAAGCGGCGCCCGCGGCGGCGGCGGCGGCGAAACCGGCGGCGGACGGGAAAGCGUUCGAGCGCUCCGGCGGCUUCACCCUCCGUCGGUUCGACUUUGCCGCGAUGAAAACAGUGAACGAGACGCCCGUGGUCGACGACGCGGUCGCGAACGCCGCGAGCGCGCAGCUGUGGAUCGACGCGUGGAGCGAUGCGAUGAACGCGAAGACCGCGGCGGCGAGCAAAGGGGCGUUCAAGCGCGCGCCCCGCGAGGCGUUCACCCUGCGCAAGUUGAACUUCAACUACACCGAGCCGGUCGCGGUCGCGUUCAAGCGCACGGACAACUUCACGCUGCGACGGUUCAACUUCGUGAAGGACCCCGAGGAGCUCGAGUCGGAGCCGAAGUACGAACAGGCGGUGACGUACAGCUUCGGCGACGCGCCGUUCAAGCGCGCCGCCCCGGGCAAUUUCCAGUUGCGUCGGUUCGACUUCCUCAAAGCUUCCGCGGUGAACGUCAAGUACGCGAACGAUUACAAAAAGAACAAGAACGCCUUCAACAAGCGCAAGGGCGGGUCCGGGCCCAGGCGGGUCCCCGCGGCGAAGCUUCGACACGGCUCUCGCCGAUCCAGCGCCUCCCUCCGCAGCGCCGUCGCGGUCUGCUGUUUCCGCUCCAUCGCGUCCCAGUCCGGCAAAUCUAAGUCGCCGACCCCGGGGAGGUCGAUCUUCUGCGCCGGCGGCUUCGGUCUCUUCUUCGCCGGCGGCGGCGACGGCGCCGGCGGCUUCUCGUCCUCGUCGAUCUCGUCGUCGCUGCCGUACGCGCCGAGGAGCCCGGCGAGUCCGCCGCCGCCGCCGCCGUCGUCGUCGUCGUCGCCGCCGCCGCCGCCGUCGUCGCCGUCGCUCGUGGCGACCUUACGCUUCUUCCCGGCCUCGCCCGCGCUCGUUCCCGCCGCCCCCGGCAGCACGAGGGACACCUUCUCGCCCUUGCGCUUCACGACGAUCCCCGGAGGCGCGGACGUCGACGGCUUCGCGAUCCCCCCCGCGGCGCGCGCGCGCGCGAUCCCCUCCGCGACGCGCUUCUCCUCCUCGAUCUCCUUCGCCCUCUGGAACAUCCGGGACGUGGCCUUGCGCACCCCGGCCACGCUCGCGCGUUCUCGGGGGACGUACGCGGGCAUCGGGGCUUCGUCCGCCGGUACCCCCGGGGACGAGGUCCCCCCCCCGCCGGAGGAGCUCCGCGAGUGGGCGUCGAACACCGCGACCGGCACCUUGGGCGGGAUGAUUUACGGGAUGAUACAGGCCGCGCGCACGGACCCGUUCGUGAACGCCGCGGGGGAACCGAUGAGCGCGAUCGUCGCGAAGCGGCACCGAUGGAUGCGCGGCGCGCACGAGGCGACGAUGGGGGGGUUACGCGUGGGGAGCUUCGUCGCGGUGUUCAGCGCGAUCGAGAUGGGCGCGCAGGUCAAGCGCGGCGGCGCGAGGGACAUGUGGAACACCGCGCUCGCGGGGACGGUCACCGCGGCGGCGACCGGGCUCGCGAUCCCGGGAGGGAUCGCGACGCGCCUGCGCGGCGCCGCGCUCGGCCUCGCCGUCGGCGCGGGGAUCGGGCUCCCGCUCGGGUACGCGCGGUACGAGCUCGAGCGAACUGUGUUGGUCCCCGAGCGCGAGAAAGCGGCGACGGCGCGCGGGGAGACGACGGAGACGCGAGGAAAGAGGGACUACACCGGCGAGGUCAUCGCGGACGCGCGGCGGUCGAUGAAGGACGCGGACGCCGCGGUCGCGAAACGCCGGAGGUGGUUCCCGUGGUUCCGCGGUCCGCGCGCGCUCGACGCGGCCGCGGUGGUGAUGGACGCCGCGGGGAUGGAUCCGUACUGGAGCGCGGAGCUGAUCGACGCUCCCGCGGGAUGGGACGUCGCGAGAGGGCCGGGUAGGAGGCUCUUAGGCGGCGGCCUCGACUUGACCGCGGAGGAGAAUCAGGUGUAUCUGUUCUUACUCAUGUUCGGCACGCUGCUCUUCGCCGUGCCGCCGCUGGUGAAGUGUGUGCACAUCAUCAAGGCGAUGCGAGCGCACUCAAAGCACGGGCACCGCGUGGAGGACGAGGACGAGGACGCGCUGUGGGACUUCCAGGACCAGUACGACGACUUGAAAAACGUGCACGACCCUUUGGACGGGGACGCGCGGGACAAGCGGAAGAAGCGAAGAGAGCGGCGGUGA
Molecule: messenger RNA, 3189 nt
Organism: Micromonas pusilla CCMP1545
Lineage: Eukaryota; Viridiplantae; Chlorophyta; Mamiellophyceae; Mamiellales; Mamiellaceae
Exons: 7
Coding region: 1-3189 (1062 amino acids)
Cellular component (GO): mitochondrion
Source: RefSeq, a predicted model, not a curated record